UUAUAUCUGUAUUAAUAAAUCAUGACACUCGACAACGAGUAUCACGCACUCGUACGUUGCGAGAAAUGUCGAGUCGUACUACUAUCCCAUUUGUAUCGGGCAAAGAUGGUGUGGCGACUACCCCAGUUGGCACUGCAAAUGCUACGAAACACUACCGUCGCACAAAAUUCUGACAGAUGGCGUCAUGGCUCCAUGGCGCGAGAAUUGUAGAGCAUGUUAUCUAACCUCGAAAACCAAGAAAAUGACACUUUUAAUUGAAAUAACAAUUUUCGUUGAGUAAUUAUUAUAACCAACUUCCGAAAAUUUACUUAUCAAGACAUGUCAAGCGCAAAGUCAAAAUAUUCUCAUUGAAAUUGAAGGAUCUUGAUAAAGAAAUUGUUUAUCUCCAUCCUCCAUCGAAAGCCGUUAAGAUGAGCAUUGAUAAACUUAUAAAAAAGAAGCAGCAUGCCAAACGAGAGGGGAAUCUUUGUCAGUUGGCAGAAAUCUCAAAGACUCUCGGAGACACGUACUUUGAGAAUCAACAGUCGGAGGAAGCUCUACGGGAAUAUACGGAGCAAUUGAGCAUUUGUGAAGGUUUACAAGACAAAUUGAACAGUGCGAUAGCACACAGAAUGAUUGGAGAGGUCUAUGCGAGUUUGGGAGAUUACGAGGAAGCACUGAUGCAUCAGAAUUUACACUUGGAAGGCGCUAGGGAAAUAAGAAAUUUGAUAGAGGAACAACGCGCGUUUGCUACUUUGGGCAGAACUUACUUUUGUCUAGCCGAGAGUUUGAGCAGUCAAUCGCACAAGUACAACGAGGCUUUAGCAAACGCAAAGAUGGCUUAUGUGAAAAGUAUGGAGUUGUGCGACCAAUUGACAGGGACCGAGAUCAAGCUGGAGGAGAAACUGCUGAUGCGGGCAAGACUGUUACUUAAUUUAGGCUUGACACUGGAGGCACAAAAAGAGACGGGACAGGCGAUUGAUUUAAUUGAGCAAGCGACUGAACUGUGCGUAUCAAAGAAUUUUCAGGAGGACUUGCAUCGAGCAUGUAUCUCUUUGGCGGGCAUUUACGAACGACAGGGCAAUCAGGAGCUAGCGUUAAGUUACAUCGAAACUGCGGGUACUGUGAACGACACACGUUUGAAGGCCGAAGCAAUGAUGUCGAAGACAGAGUUACUUAUGCGAACUGGACAAUGGAUCAAAGCGCGUAAAGUAUUAAUAUCUCUGUACACGAGCAGCGGAUUGCCAAAGGACAUUGAUCGUUGGGUGGAGAAAUAUCUAAGGAUCAUGGUAACGUUGUGCCGAGCCGAAAACAAUCUUCUUCUCGAGAGCGAUAUUCGAGCGAAGGAAAAAUUGUACGAGACUUUGGGCGACGCAUCGGUUGCUGCGCAAUGCUUCGAAAAGGGCGUGGAAUAUUACCGGCAGAUGCUAGCUUGUGCGGAGAAGACUGGUAGCGAGAUAGGUGUUUCCUUGGUAAGUCUGGCUCAAACGCUAAAAGACGCGGGACGUUACGAGGAAGCGCUGCCGUACGCGCGGAGGGAACUCGAGCUUUGUACCGAUCCCCGAGAAACGUGCAGGUCCGCAUUGUUUCUGGCGGAUCUGUCGAUAGAGACUAACGCCCGUGAAACGGAAAUUCGGGAGUAUUACGCUUUAGCAUCGAGUUCAGCAAACGAGAGCGACAACAAUGCUGCAAUUAAGCUGCAAAAGUCCGUUACGAAGGAAUUCGCUGGCUACUUGGAGAGUAUAGGCCAGUUCGAUGAGGCGAGGGACGUGAAGCGAAAAGCGGAAAUGUCAUUGGAGGCACCGAGUGAUACGGAGAGCGAAGCAUCCUCCGAUGGAAGCGACAAGAUUGGCGCCGAUGUCUGUCUGGAGGAUUUGUCUGAUCUGGAAAAGGACGAGGAAACUGUCAAGGUAACGAAAAGGAGGCGAAAGAGAGCAUCUACGAUCAAGAGGAACGAGAAGGGUGAGACGCAGCUGCACGUAGCGUGCAUUAAUGGCGAUAUCAAUGCCGUCGAGAGGCUGUUAUCGUCCGGUCAUUCGACGAACGUUCGAGAUCAUUGUGGUUGGUCGCCUCUUCACGAAGCUGCAAAUCACGGUUACGUAGAUAUCGCGGAAUUGCUUCUAAAGCAUGGUGCAAACAUCAACGAUCCGGGUGGUGCAUCCUGCAAAGGCAUGACACCACUUCACGACGCCGCGUGCUGCGGGCAUUUUUCGAUGAUGCAGCUUUUGACGCAGCACGGAGCAAGUUUAACGCUCAAAACUCACGAUGGCGAUACAGUGUUGGAUUGUUUGGAGGAAUGGAGAGAUCGCGUAAACGACUUGAGCCCUGAGGACUUGGUGGAAUACGACGUGAUGCAUAAAAAGCUUUCCGCAGUUAUUCCAACGAGAAAUAGAAAGCGAAAGAAAUGUGAUAUCGUUGAAACAUCGGACGAGAGAUCUGAGCUUCGGCAGGUGUCUGCUGGUGAAGAUUACAAAAGAACGAUCGCGAAUUUGAGAUGUUUCAACAAAGCUAACAAAGCUGCUGCUGCAUUGAAAAGCAGCGACGAGUCGCGCGCACCCUUGGUAAAUGAACAACGGAUUCUUGCCAAUGACGACUGGCUCGAGGACGACGUCGGAAGCAUGACAAGGAAAAGGAAAGCGUCAAACGGUCACACUGAAAAGAACGUCACGACAUUGAAAAGAAAAUCUGCUGAUGGAAACGUAGAGAGUGAAAAAGCUACGAAAAAAUUAAAAGUUCAAACUAAGGAGGAAGCUUCUGAUGCGAGCGAAGGUAGCGACGAUAAUAGCGCGAGCGAAAUCCUUGAAAUAUUUAAAGAGGUGAAAAGAAAACGACAAACUUGCUUGAUCUCGAGUGGAUUUACCGUGUCUCGUAGUCCAUCUCCGGUGAUUAAUUCGCAGUCGUCUCCACGGUACAGUGACAUCUCGACGAAUUCGAAAGAAUACGUGCGUCUACGUACGCGUGUCAAAGAGAUGGUACUCGAUCUGAAGGUAGAAGUUUGCGAAGACGAGCAAGAGUUUUUAACGCGAGUUACAACCGCUGCUGAAUGUACCUUCUACCAUGAAACCGGCUGCACAGCCAAGUUGCUGCUACAGCCGAUAAAUGGAUGUACCAUGGCAAGUAUUUUACAAAUUGCGAGAGAAAAUACGAGCGACAAACUGGAGUGCGAGAUGGUCGAGCUGCAGAUUCCAUCGACCGUCGAGCGAUAUAAAACCAUUUGUCAUACUCACGAUACAGCUCCCCGCGAGAUUACGCUAAAGUGUUUAAAAUCAUGCGAAAAUACACGCAUCUUCCGCGUGAAGCCUGACGAUACCGAUAAAGAAUUGCUCGUACCGUUGUUACGAACCUUGGCGUACGAGAGAAACGUUAGGGUGUUGCAGUUGUCGGGCAUGGCGUUACUGACAGCAGGAACGUGUUUACACCGGUGUCUCUCGAAUCUGUCGUUGUUGCAGGAACUCUGUUUAAAAGGCUGCGAUAUUGAUUUUGCUUGCUUGCGCGAAAUAGACUCGUUGCCGACUCAGUUAAGAGUCUUGGACUUGAGCUACAAUCCGUUGAGCCCCAAGAGUUGCGACACCCUGCGAAAACUAAUUGCACCUCUGCGAUAUUUGCAAACCCUCGAUUUACGUUACUGCGAGCUGGACGAUCUUUGUCUUCCGCUUGACAAUCCGAAUCUGACGAGUUGCGACAUUUCGUGGAACAGACUAAAUCGUCAUGCAACCACAUGGUUCCUGAGUAGACAGUUGUUUGAUUUAAAUCUAUCCAACGUUCUCUCUUGCGACCAAUCCGUCUCGAGUUUGGACGUAACGAGCACCGUUCUCUCACCUAGUCUCGAAUCGUUGGAGCUCUCAUUCUGCGACGUAACGGACACUGAUGUAAAGAUUAUUUUAGCACAGCUGCCUAGGCUGUUAAAACUGAUACUCCGCGGAAACACAAAGGUCUCUCCGUCAUCUGUAAAUGCGUUGUUGGCUCGCCAACCCACGUUAACUUAUAUCGACGUUAGUGGUUGCAAGAGUAUCGCGAGUAGUCCAGAUGCAGGAUUAGUUAUACAGAAUCCCGAAAUGUGUACGCUAUUGGCUAGUAUGGUGGCUGAUCUAUGCGACGCCUGGAUUAAAUUAUGGCGAGACACAGCUACCGUAACGAGAUUGCCACACAAUUUGGCGAUUUUCAGACCGACGUAACUUAAGAUGGAUUAAUAAAGAUUAUAGUUUUAAUGUACGAAGAAUAGCGCGUUCCUCGGAUGAUACGACUUGCAUCUUGUAAUUGAAAUCGUAACAAAUCGUAAUAAAUGAAGCGGUAAUGUCACCGCGUUUGCGAAUUA
Ooceraea biroi (clonal raider ant) is the source of this 4294-nucleotide messenger RNA. RefSeq names its product tonsoku-like protein. The record is from RefSeq and is a predicted model, not a curated record. Gene Ontology annotation, molecular function: protein binding. Gene Ontology annotation, biological process: replication fork processing; double-strand break repair via homologous recombination. NCBI's taxonomy places the organism in Eukaryota, Metazoa, Arthropoda, Insecta, Hymenoptera, Formicidae. Gene Ontology annotation, cellular component: nuclear replication fork.